Messenger RNA from Hibiscus syriacus, 510 nucleotides. RefSeq lists its product as uncharacterized. Lineage: Eukaryota; Viridiplantae; Streptophyta; Magnoliopsida; Malvales; Malvaceae. The transcript has a single exon. The coding region runs from base 1 to 510 and encodes 169 amino acids. The record is from RefSeq and is a predicted model, not a curated record.
AUGAAAUCACCAUCCUCCUACUUAAGCUCCAUGAAGAUCAAAGCUCUAAUCCAAACCCUAAUCUACACUCAGGCUUGUCGUCUCAUUCGAGCAUUCUCGAAAGCAAAAUCCAUUGUCAUUCAUAUUUACAAACAGAACAUCCCCAUUCAAUUUCUCAUUUCCAACUCAUCCAAAAAGAAGUACAAGCACAAGAAGUUCUUCUUCGGUUCAUUUAGGCUGCACAUUAAUUGGUGCUCUUCUCAUGUCACACCCGUUCCAGCACCUGUUCUCCAAGGCUGUUGUAAUUCGACCUCGAAUUUCGGUCAAGAGGAGACUGUGGAGUCCGAGCUUUCAGGGUACCUUCAAUGGCUUGAAGAAAACAAGGUUAAUGAAGAACCUAAAGGUGAGACGGAUAUCAACGAGAUUGAUGAGUUAGCAGAAAUGUUCAUCGCUAAUUGUCACGAAAAGUUUAUGUUGGAGAAGCAGGAGUCUUACAGGAGAUUCCAGGAGAUGAUGGCGAGAAGUAUGUGA